Seriola aureovittata is the source of this 2248-nucleotide messenger RNA. It is a transcript of the gene synpra, whose product is annotated as synaptoporin a. Lineage: Eukaryota; Metazoa; Chordata; Actinopteri; Carangiformes; Carangidae. Gene Ontology annotation, cellular component: synaptic vesicle membrane; synaptic vesicle. The transcript is spliced from 6 exons. Bases 122 to 973 code for a protein of 283 amino acids. The record is from RefSeq and is a predicted model, not a curated record.
AGAGCCGAGAGCCCCUGACUGUUAACGCGCGACAGACACAUCAAUCGGGUCUUGGCUUGUGGUUUCAAAUUGUUUCCAUCCCAUCAAACAAGUAAGGAACAGAAAGUAGCCUCCUGCUGAAAUGGACACCGCCAAUCAGCUCGCUUCUGGGGGGACAUUUCAAGUGCUAAAAUUACCUCUGGGAUUUAUCCGUGUUUUGGAAUGGCUUUUUGCCAUUUUUGCCUUCGCGACAUGUGGGGGCUACUCGGGGCAGCUGCGGGUUAGCGUGGACUGCGUGGAGAAGGGCAGCAGCAACCUCAGCAUCGGCAUCGACUUUGCUUAUCCUUUCAGGUUGUACCAGGUGUCGUUUGAAGCACCCGCGUGUGAGGGCAUGAGGAGGGAGCGCGUCUUCCUCAUUGGAGACUAUUCAUCUUCCGCAGAGUUCUUCGUCACCAUUGCCGUCUUUGCCUUCCUGUAUUCCCUGAUGGCCACCAUCGUCUACAUCUUUUUCCAGAACAAAUACCGUGAAAACAGUCGAGCCCCGCUCAUUGACUUCGUAGUGACCGUGGUGUUCUCCUUCAUGUGGCUGGUCAGUUCCUCUGCUUGGGCAAAAGCUCUGUCUGAUGUGAAAGUGGCCACUGAUCCUGAUGAGGUGCAGCUCCUCAUCUCUGCCUGCAAAGUCCAGACCAACAAGUGUGGCUCUGUGCACGGAUCGCGCUGGUCCGGACUCAACACCUCAGUGGCUUUUGGGUUUCUCAACUUUGUUCUAUGGGCUGGAAACAUCUGGUUUGUCUUUAAGGAGACCGGUUGGCACAAGGGUGCUUCUAGGUUGGCAGGCGGGCCGUCUGAGAAACAGGCCAGCACCUUUGACCAGCAGCCCUACAACCAGGGAAGCUUUGACCAGUCAGGGAGCUCUAACACCCAGGGAAACCUCGGCCCGCCGUCUGAGUACAGCCAGGUGGGAGGGCCCACCUCAUACACCAAUCAAAUGUAGCCGUGCCUUUUCGUUUCAUGAGUGGCAUUUCUGCAUUUCAAACCAGGGCAAUCAGAGGGUGAUAGGAAAGUCGAGUUAACUUUCCCUGUCUGCUCAGUUUAUCAUCAAUCUGUAAGUGCAAAAACAACAAAAACAAAAAAGAUGGUGUCAAAGGUGUUAAAGUGCACCCACUGUAAAUACAAGUAUUGUUGGGUAUUGUACAAAAUGAUUAGAUAUAGUCUUUUACUCCUUCUGUUUCAGAGGUGUUUGCUGAAUGUUGUAUUUCUUGUAGUUGGAAAAGCAUUCGUGACAGUUUCUCUCUCUGUGUUUGGUCGUUGACAUUCACCGUUUGACUGGAUGUCUUUUUCAAACUGGUUUGAACUUUGUGGUGGAAGGAAAAAGUGCUCUAUGUUUGUAUCAUUCUUCACGUUUUCAAGUGCAUGAUGUUGUAUGUGUGCUAAUAUGCGCUCUGUGACACUAGUAAAAAACAACAACAUGCAUUUUAUCUCUGAAAGUUUACAAAUUCACACUGAGUCAUUACUCAAAGUUUAUUUUGAUCAGUAUUAUUACUUUUUUUUAGUAUUUUGAUAAUGGGUAUUUCUAAUUCAGGUAUAGAUUCAGAAAAUGAUUUAGGGACAGUUCUCCGUUACAUUUGUUACAAACACAUUUCAGCAUGUCUGACAUUGGUUUUUGAUAACGUCAGAAAGACAAAAAGAAACCUAAAGCAAUAACUGCAUAGUGAAAAAUACACUAUACAGGGUUUGUGAACAAACAAAGUACAGUGCAGCGUGUUAUUUGUUUUCAUGGUUUUCAUUUUUUUAGUUGCAUCUGCUAUCACAUCUCAUUUUAUUUGAAUAAUGAGAAGAGGGAGAUUGUCUCCCUCGUUGUUUACAAGUGGCAGCUCUCGCUACAGAUUACUGUGACUGUUUUCCAUGCUCUCGUCAGACGACUGGAAAAUUAUAAACAUAAGUUAUACCUCUUCAAAGCAUGUCCAGAGUAUCCAUUUACACAUUUAAAGCCCAGCAAAAAAGCACAUCAGUACCAGAGUGAUAAUAGAAGAAUAGUGAAUAGUGGGUUCAUCUGUACAUAGUUAAUACUGAGCUUUUGUUUACUUCAAAAUCACCAUUCAGGUUUGUACAACUUUGAAAAAAAAAUAUGUGCAUUUCAUGUUAAAAAUAAUGAUCAAAGUAUAAUGCUUGGUUUGUUUACAUUAAUAUGACUCGUGCAACCCCGUUUUUUGACCUCCUAAGCAUGUGGCUUGCAACAGUGUAAUAAAGCAGACUGAACAUCCUUGUA